This is a messenger RNA of Fonsecaea erecta, 1017 nucleotides long. RefSeq lists its product as hypothetical. Bases 1 to 1017 code for a protein of 338 amino acids. Gene Ontology annotation, molecular function: 3-hydroxyisobutyrate dehydrogenase activity; NAD binding; NADP binding. The record is from RefSeq and is a predicted model, not a curated record. Gene Ontology annotation, biological process: L-valine catabolic process. The transcript has 4 exons. Gene Ontology annotation, cellular component: mitochondrion. Lineage: Eukaryota; Fungi; Ascomycota; Eurotiomycetes; Chaetothyriales; Herpotrichiellaceae.
AUGGAGGACAAUACAGCUCAGCAACCAUUCAAGCUUCCCACGGACCCCGUCUAUGGAUUCGUCGGAAUUGGCGUGAUGGGAUAUGGAAUGGCAACGAACCUCCGUGCCAAGAUCCCCCAGACGGCGAGGUUUGUCCUCUGUGAGAUUAAUGAGACAAGAAGGGCGCAAUUUCUCCAAGAAUGCAAGGCUCCUGUGGAAGUGGCGCAUUCGCCGCGCGAGGUUGCUGAGAGGGCUGAAGUCCCUAUCAUCCAGGAUAUCAUAAUUACCAUGCUGCCACGAGCACCACACGUCCACGACGCUUUCACAAAUCCCGAAACAGGGUUCAUGUCUGGACUGUCGUCCUCGUUGCCUCCACGCCUGUUUCUGGAAUGCUCUAGUAUCGAUGUCGCGACAUCAACGUCCCUCGCCAAAACAGUCGCCUCUGCAGGACUCGGGGUCUUUGUUGAUGCUCCCGUGUCAGGAGGCCCCCAGGGCUCCAAUGCCGGCACUUUGACCUUCAUGGUCGGAACGCCCAAUGAGCAGAUAUUUGAUACCGUCAAGCCAAUCUUAGCAGCAAUGGGGAAGGAGGAGAAUAUCUACCACUGUGGAGGAUUAGGUGCAGGGCUCGCGACGAAGCAGCUGAAUAACUACCUGGGCUAUGUUGGAUAUUUAGGGCUUUGUGAAGUGAUGAAUGCUGGUACGCUCUAUGGCCUUGACCCAAAGAUUCUAUCAAAUGUUAUCAAUGCCUCGUCGGGCAUGAACUGGAACUCCCUCCACCAGAACCCGGUCAAAGGGGUGAACCCGGCCGCAUCAUCCGCCCGAGAUUUCAAGGGGGGCUUCACGACCGAGUUAGCCGGUGGCGUCAUUGACGAUGCCGUGGCACUCAUGAACUCCGUCGGUGCCAGCACUGUCCUUGCUGAGCCGGUUCAAAAGGUCUUUGUGGAGGCCAGAAAGAACGACAAAUGUAAGGGUAUGGAGGCGAGGAGCGUGUGGAAGCUGUUCGCCGAAGAUGGCGGGAGCGAUGUGCGGAAACUGUAG